UGUAGAAAUUCGAUCCCUUCCACCUCCUUCCCGCUCCCCACCCCCUCCCGCCCGCCUUCGGGCGGGAGGCGGGGCCGAGGACGCGGCUGCUGCUCAAAGUGGCGGAGCGCGGCGGCGGGAGGCAGGUGCACGGCACCCGCCAGUGGGGGUGCCUCAACUUCCGCGGGCGUUUAAAUAGCAGCCUCUCUCCCCUCCCACCGGUAAUAGGCUGCCUGCUAUUUCCCGGGGAGAUCAUGAAACGAGGUCGCCUUCCCAGCAGCAGUGAGGAUUCGGACGACAAUGGCAGCCUGUCAACUACCUGGUCCCAGAACUCCCGAUCCCAGCACAGGAGAAGCUCCUGCUCGAGAAAUGAAGAUCGCAAGCCGUCGGAGGUGUUUAGAACAGACCUCAUCACCGCCAUGAAGUUGCAUGACUCCUACCAGCUGAACCCAGAUGAGUACUAUGUGUUGGCAGAUCCCUGGAGGCAGGAGUGGGAGAAAGGGGUUCAAGUGCCUGUGAGCCCGGGAACCAUCCCUCAGCCUGUGGCCAGGGUGGUGUCUGAAGAGAAAUCCCUUAUGUUUAUCAGGCCCAAGAAGUACAUUGUCUCGUCGGGGCCUGAGCCGCCAGAAUUGGGCUAUGUUGAUAUCCGGACGCUGGCUGACAGUGUGUGUCGCUAUGACCUCAAUGAUAUGGACGCCGCCUGGCUGGAACUGACCAAUGAAGAAUUUAAGGAGAUGGGAAUGCCUGAACUAGAUGAGUACACCAUGGAGAGGGUCCUGGAGGAGUUUGAACAGCAGUGUUAUGACAAUAUGAAUCAUGCCAUAGAGACCGAGGAAGGCCUGGGGAUCGAGUACGACGAGGAUGUCGUCUGUGACGUCUGCCAGUCUCCUGAUGGUGAGGACGGCAACGAGAUGGUGUUCUGUGACAAGUGCAACAUCUGCGUGCACCAGGCCUGCUACGGGAUCCUCAAGGUGCCGGAGGGCAGCUGGCUGUGCCGGACGUGUGCCCUGGGGGUUCAGCCCAAGUGCUUACUGUGUCCUAAGAAGGGCGGGGCUAUGAAGCCCACCCGCAGUGGAACCAAGUGGGUCCACGUCAGCUGUGCCCUGUGGAUCCCUGAGGUGAGCAUUGGCAGCCCUGAGAAGAUGGAGCCCAUUACGAAGGUGUCUCACAUCCCCAGCAGUCGGUGGGCGCUGGUGUGCAGCCUCUGCAACGACAAGUUUGGGGCUUCCAUACAGUGCUCUGUGAAAAACUGCCGCACGGCCUUCCAUGUGACCUGUGCUUUUGAUCGGGGCCUGGAGAUGAAGACCAUCUUGGCUGAGAACGAUGAAGUCAAGUUCAAGUCCUACUGCCCGAAGCAUAGCUCCCACCGAAAAGGCGAGCAGAGCCUGGGGGAGGGGGCCCCACAGGAGAAUGGGGCCCCAGAGUGUUCCCCCCGUGAGGCUCUGGAACCCUUUGCCAGCCUGGAGCAGAACCGGGAGGAGGCCCACCGGGUGAGCGUCCGUAAGCAGAAGCUGCAGCAGCUGGAAGACGAGUUCUACACCUUCGUCAACCUGCUGGAUGUGGCCAGGGCCCUGCGGCUGCCCGAGGAAGUAGUGGAUUUCCUGUACCAGUACUGGAAGCUGAAGAGGAAAGUGAACUUCAACAAGCCCCUGAUCACCCCAAAGAAAGACGAAGAGGACAAUCUAGCCAAGCGGGAGCAGGAUGUCUUGUUUAGGAGGCUGCAGCUGUUCACGCACCUGCGGCAGGACCUGGAGAGGGUUCGGAACCUCACUUAUAUGGUGACCCGCAGGGAAAAGAUUAAACGAUCUGUGUGCAAAGUCCAGGAACAGAUUUUCAAUCUUUACACUAAGCUCUUGGAGCAAGAAAGAGUUUCAGGUGUGCCUUCUUCUUCCUGUUCCUCCUCCUCACUGGAAAGCAUGCUUUUGUUCAACAGUCCUUCUGUGGGGCCCGAUGCUCCUAAGAUUGAAGACUUGAAGUGGCAUUCUGCGUUCUUUAGGAAACAAAUGGGGACUUCCUUGGUUCACCCGCUGAAGAAGGCCCCGAAGCGGGAGGUGCUGCCGAACAGCCCGGGGAGUGAAGGCAAAGCUGCCGCGAAGCAGCCAGAGCCCUGUGGGAGGCGGGAGGGAGGUGGGGUCCCUGAGAGCUUUUUGAGUUUUGAAAAGAGCUUUGCAGAAGCGCGUCUCCUAUCAGCAGCACAACAGAAAAAUGGGGUCGUGACGCCAGACCAUGGGAAGAGGAGAGACAAUCGUUUCCAUUGUGAUCUCAUUAAAGGAGACUUAAAGGACAAAUCUUUUAAACAGAGUCACAAGCCUCUCAGGUCCACAGACGUGUCCCAGAGGCAUCUGGACAACACAAGAGCUGCCAUUUCCUCCGGUGCGGGUCAGUCUGCACCUGGUGCCAGGAAGGAGGUGGCGCCCAAGUGCAAUGGCUCCCUCCUCAAAGUACACUAUAAUCAGACUGCAGUCAAAGUGCCUACAACACCUGCCAGCCCGGUGAAGAACUGGGGAGGAUUCCGGAUUCCAAAGAAGGGGGAGCGGCAGCAGCAGGGAGAGGCCCGCGAUGGGGCCUGCCACCAGCACUCAGACUACCCCUAUCUGGGCCUCAGUCGAGUUCCAGCCAAGGAAAGGGCCAAAAGCAAAUUAAAAUCCGACAACGAGAAUGACGGGUAUGUCCCUGAUGUGGAGAUGAGUGACUCUGAGAGCGAGGCUUCAGAAAAGAAGUGUAUCCACUCCGGCAGCACCAUCGGCAGGAGGACAGACAUUAUCCGGAGAAGCAUCCUGGCCUCCUGAUGGGUGCUCAAGGGGGAUAAGGGAAAAGCUGGGAUUCCUGAGCUACACACACAUUCACUUGCAAUUCAGAUUGAAUCUUUUUUUUUUUUCCCAGAGUCAUUUCUAAAUCAUUGUUGUUGAGACGUUUGUGUUAUUUGCAACUUGUUGAGGAAACAGAAGAGGAGAUUGUAACCCUAAGACACUGCUGAGACUAGACCCUGGACUCAACACUACAGCAAGGAUGAAUUGAGUAAUGCUCAAGGGAGCAAGGCUUCAGGAAGCUUCCUGAAGUUUCUUUGCUCUCUGCUUUCUUCCCAAAGCACAAACUCUUGAUAACUGAGUCUGCGGAGUUGGAUGGUGACACUCCCGCGGACUGUCCGUAGCCUGGUAGGCUUCUUGCCUAGGACUGUGGUAGAUGGUGACAUCAUCUUGGCCCACAAGGCUGUUCUUGUUGCACGGUAGCAUGUAGGCAGCAGCUCCUACGCUUCACUCACCCUGCGCAAUUCGCACAUAAAACCAAGGAAGACAAAGUCCGAAAGGUGGUCAUGCUUGGAAUUGCUGAAGGAACAGGGUACAGCUGCUGUAGCUUGGGGGUGUAGGGUACACCCUGAGUGGGGUGUACAUGUGGGAGAGUGAAGCUGUGAGGAAAGUUCUAUCCCUGAGACAGGGCAGUUAAGGUCCAAUUUUGACUAGUUUUCUGAUGAUCUUCUUCCUCUCUAAUUCCUGGCUCGUGGGCCAGCUUGGUAGUUCCCUGGCCAUUGUUGGUCCCUGGCCAUCUAGCUGCCAACAGGACAAUGGCUAUUCCAGUUUAAGUGAUGAACAUCCAAACCCUGGUGACUCACUCCCCAGAGCCCGUCACUAGUGCGUAUGUCCGGCUAUCUGGGUUUCCAACCUGAAUAGGUUCCUUAGGAAAUAGGAAAACAAGAGAAGGAAAAAAUGAAAUAGGUUAUAUUUCAAAAAACAAUGGAAAGGCAAUAAGUUGUGAAAAGCUCUUACCAUUCACCAAGGUCACGGGAAUGAGAUUGAAGUGUACCCUUGAGUAGUUUUCUGGAGUCAGAAUUAUGCACUGUAACUCAUAACUUGGACUUUCUAAUUGCAAAUGGCAAUAAAGUUAUCAGCAAUAAUAAAUUUAGCAUUAAAUUUGAGUACAAUGUUGUUUUGCACUCACUGUAGUGCGUAUGUAUUAAGACAGUGGUUAGCGUUAAGGUCCUGUUAAUUUUGUUUUGGAAUUCAAUGUAGUUGUGAAUCAAACUUAAGGAAAGUUGAAAUAACAUUAUGGGCAUUUGGAAUUAGCCCGACUUCCCCUAAAUUGCCCCUUAGUUUGUUAAUAUCAACAUUCAGAUUCCUACAUCUGAAUAUCAUUUAUACAUCUCUUUCCAUGUGGCAGGGACAUUCUAGUACCCGAUGAGUUCAAUGCUUUGAGUUCUGUAGUUAACUUUCAAGUCUUCCAGAUGAUUGUUGACAACACAAUAGGCUUCUUGAAUUCCAUCUUGCUAUGCAAGUUUGACCAGAUGAUCAGACACUAGGUCUGAUGCAUCCUUGUUGUAUGUAUGACAUUCUCAAACCAAGUCUUAACUUUUGGAGUACAUUUUAGUAGCUAAUUCAGGGGAGGGGAAAAGAAUGACCCAGGUUUUUAGAUUGACUUUUUGAGCGAUGGGGCUCAGUUUAAACGACUGCUGUCCAGAUCCGUUUGUUGCUACAAAUAUAAGGAGAUUCUUAGGAAUCCAAGUUGUACAUUCACUUGUAGCAUAAUUUAAAAAAUGAGGUUUUGUUUUUUCUUUCUUGCAAAAGAGCAAAAACCUUUUGCUGGUUAAAGGAGAAGGUUGGACUCUACAGUUAUCUUGCGAUUGCAGCAACAGCUCUGGGUGAGAAUAGAAUUUAUAGAAAUGAUUUGUCAAGCCAUAGAAAGAAAGUCUAAAUUAAUCUAGUAAGUGUAUGGCCUCUCACCGUUUUCAGAGGUUCCAGAUUCAUUUGCACUAUUAGGAAUGCUAGUUUUGUGCAAAAGUAAUGCCUUACCUGUUCUUCCCCACAUUUAGGUUGAAAAGCUUUCAAGUGUUCCAGUAAUGCUGAACCAAAAACAAAA
Ochotona princeps (American pika) is the source of this 4830-nucleotide messenger RNA. RefSeq names its product jade family PHD finger 1 (gene JADE1). The transcript has 11 exons. Gene Ontology annotation, biological process: regulation of transcription by RNA polymerase II. Gene Ontology annotation, cellular component: histone acetyltransferase complex. Bases 234 to 2768 code for a protein of 844 amino acids. Lineage: Eukaryota; Metazoa; Chordata; Mammalia; Lagomorpha; Ochotonidae. The record is from RefSeq and is a predicted model, not a curated record.